Messenger RNA from Microtus oregoni (creeping vole), 1278 nucleotides. It is a transcript of the gene Acp4, whose product is annotated as acid phosphatase 4. Lineage: Eukaryota; Metazoa; Chordata; Mammalia; Rodentia; Cricetidae. The record is from RefSeq and is a predicted model, not a curated record. The transcript is spliced from 11 exons. Bases 1 to 1278 code for a protein of 425 amino acids. Gene Ontology annotation, cellular component: postsynaptic membrane; lysosome. Gene Ontology annotation, biological process: negative regulation of ERBB4 signaling pathway; lysosome organization; regulation of neuronal synaptic plasticity. Gene Ontology annotation, molecular function: receptor tyrosine kinase binding; acid phosphatase activity; protein tyrosine phosphatase activity.
AUGGCCGAGCCUGGGUCUCAGUGCCACACCGCUGGACCCUUACUGCUGCUGCUGCUGCUGCUGCUACCACCCCAGACCCUGCUGGAGGGGCCUCUGCUGUUUGUGGCUCUGGUGUUCCGUCAUGGCGACCGGGCCCCACUGGCCUCCUACCCCACAGACCCACACAAGGAAGCUGCCUCCACCUUGUGGCCUCGAGGCCUGGGCCAGCUGACCAAGGAGGGGAUCCGCCAGCAGCUGGAGCUUGGCCGAUUCCUGAGGAGGCGGUACAAGGCCUUCCUGAGCCCAGAGUUCCGGCGUGAAGAGGUGUACAUCCGCAGCACAGACUUUGACCGCACACUGGAGAGUGCACAGGCCAACCUGGCUGGGCUGUUCCCUGAGGCUGCCCCUGGAAGUCCCGAGGCUGACUGGAAGCCCAUUCCAGUGCACACAGUGCCCGUGUCUGAGGACAAGUUGCUGAGGUUUCCCAUGCGCAGCUGUCCUCGAUACCAUGAGCUGCUGCGGGAGUCCACAGAGGCAGCUGACUACCAGGAGGCCCUGGAGGGCUGGACGGACUUCCUGACCCGCCUGGGCAACUUCACGGGGUUGUCACUGGUUGGAGAACCACUCCGCAGGGCAUGGAAAGUUUUGGACACACUCAUCUGUCAGCGUGCCCAUGGCCUCACCCUUCCAUCCUGGGCCUCCCCAGACGUCCUGAGGACUCUGUCACAGAUUUCAGCUCUGGAUAUCAGGGCACAUGUGGGCCCACCCAGGGCAGCCGAAAAGGCCCAGCUGACAGGGGGGAUUCUGCUGGAUGCCAUCCUCAGCAAUUUCUCCCGGGCCCAGCGCCUGGGGCUGCCCCUCAAGAUGGUCAUGUACUCAGCUCACGACAGCACCUUGCUGGCCCUCCAGGGGGCCUUAGGCCUCUACGAUGGGAACACCCCGCCUUAUGCCGCCUGCAUGGCCUUUGAGUUCCGGGGGAGCUCCAGAGACCCUGAGGAGGAUGGAGAGAAUGUCACCAUCUCUCUCAUCUACCGAAAUGACACUUCCCGCCCGCCCCUGCCGCUCAGGGUCCCUGGGUGCCCAGCCCCCUGUCCACUUGGACGCUUCCAGCAACUGACUGCUCCAGCCAGGCCUCCAGCUCACGGGGCCCCCUGCCAUGGUUCCUAUGAGCCUACCAGCCCCCCAGCCACGGUGCCCCUGCUGGCUGGAGCUGUGGCUGUGUUGGCUGUGCUGAGCCUAGGGCUGGGCCUGCUGGCCUGGAGGCCCAGCUGCCUGAGGGCCCUGGGAGGGGCUGUAUGA